AUGGUUUAAACUUUAAACUAAACAUCAUGGCUGUAAACGUGUGGGAAAGCGUUCCGGAAAACCCUAGUUUCAAAUAUUUACAAAAUAUAGAUAACUGGAAGCCAAGAGAAAAUCUGUAUCAGGUAUUACAAGGUAUCAGCAAAGCUCAUGUUGAAUCAUUUAAUUAUGUUUUAAGAGAAGGACUAACAAGAGCAGUUCAGGACAUAGUUCCAUUGGAACUUGAAUUACCAAAUGAAGAUCGUAUAAAGUUGGAAAUUAGGGAUGCUGUUAUUGGAUGUCCCACAAUUCACAAAGAUAGUAUUCAAGCUACAGAUUUUAGGGUUUAUCCAGUAGAGUGUCGUUCCCGGGGGACAACAUAUAAAGGUAAAUUGCAAUUGACAGUGGUGUGGAGUAAAAAUGGGAUUGUACAGGAUACUAUAGAGAAAAUAGUUGGAGAAGUUCCUGUAAUGGUCAAGUCAAAUGUUUGCAACAUUGCGAGAAUGACACAAAAGCAAUUGAUUAGGAAAGGAGAAGAGCCAGAGGAGUUUGGAGGAUAUUUUAUUGUUAAUGGUAAUGAGAAGAUAGUUCGAAUGUUGAUUAUGCAGAGAAGAAAUUAU
Limulus polyphemus (Atlantic horseshoe crab) is the source of this 596-nucleotide messenger RNA. Its product is annotated as DNA-directed RNA polymerase I subunit RPA2-like. Gene Ontology annotation, biological process: DNA-templated transcription. Lineage: Eukaryota; Metazoa; Arthropoda; Merostomata; Xiphosura; Limulidae. The record is from RefSeq and is a predicted model, not a curated record. The annotation marks the transcript as partial. The transcript has 7 exons. Gene Ontology annotation, molecular function: ribonucleoside binding; DNA binding; DNA-directed RNA polymerase activity. Gene Ontology annotation, cellular component: RNA polymerase I complex.